Messenger RNA from Acaulospora morrowiae, 645 nucleotides. NCBI's taxonomy places the organism in Eukaryota, Fungi, Glomeromycota, Glomeromycetes, Diversisporales, Acaulosporaceae. The record is from the annotation of a GenBank genome assembly.
AUGGACGAAUCAAAUCACCACGCAUUUCAGUUUGUUAACGACAAUCAAUACAUGAUUGAGUUGAGCCUACAAAAAUCACAAUAUCCCGAAAUAGUCAAUAAAUUGUUAACCGCCGAAAAGAUAAUGACUACCGAGAGUCCAAAACUUAGUAGACACGACUCCAAAGCCUACAAAAUCUUCAAAUACUACGAACCUCAUCACAUUCAUGCACAAUUCAGAGUGUGCGACUACGAAUUCACCGAGCUCAACCGUCAAGGUAACAUUGAUCCCAUAAAGAUCCAGCGAAUCAUCCAACGACUUCAGAAGCCCGUGAGCCAAGGUUAUCAUCACGCCAAAUAUCUGUUGAGUGGAAUAUAUUUUUUGAAUCCCUGCAUGCGAGAGGAAUCCGACAGACUACUUAAGGAAGCAGCGAGUUGGGAGCUCGUGGUGGAAGAAGAAGAGAAAGUUUAUAUUAACGCCGAGGCGAAGAUCGAAUAUGCAUUUAAUUGUUUAAUGAAGGAUGAGAAUAAUUAUGAGUUGGCAAAAGGUCUCCUGUAUGAAGCCUACUGUACAGACGAUCAAUUCCUGAGUGACCGAGUGAAGAAGUUCAUGCGUGAUUGUUCCAACUGCUUUAACAGGCCAGUUCCAAAUUGGGCCAAGAACUAA